This is a messenger RNA of Ceratotherium simum simum (southern white rhinoceros), 1160 nucleotides long. Lineage: Eukaryota; Metazoa; Chordata; Mammalia; Perissodactyla; Rhinocerotidae. The record is from RefSeq and is a predicted model, not a curated record.
GUCACUAGACAUUGCUGGCACAGCUAUAAAGGCCUCGUGAUCCGUGUUAGGUACAUGAAUUCAGGCAGAGGGAGAAAUGAGCAUUUACCAUGCAACCUGCCAUCUUAAUAGCUACUAUUUUCCUGCCUUGGUGCCUGACUUUCCCGGUGCCCCCAGGUACAGACCUGAAAAGAUUGGACUUUGUUAUGGACAAUUUCCAUCAGUUUUUCCUGCCCAAGAAAGAAUCACCACACCUUACCCAGAGGAAAGAGAUACAGUUCCAGCAGCAGUUCCAUCUGAAUGAGACAGACGUACAAAACAAGCAGAUGCUGGCUAUGCUACACCUGCCUCGCUGUGGAGUAACUGAUGCGGCUACUGACUCUAUCUUCCCCGGAAGCUCCAAAUGGAAUAAGCACACUCUGACCUAUAGGAUUAUCAAUUACCCAAGAGAUAUGAAGCCAGACACAGUGAAAGACAUCAUGCAUGAUGCGGUUUCCGUGUGGAGCAACGUGACCCCCUUAAUCUUCCAGCAAGCAAAGAGUCAAGAUGCGGACAUCAUGCUUUCUUUCUGGGACCUGGCCCAUGGAGAUGAUUGGCCCUUUGAUGGGCCAGGUGGUAUCCUAGGCCAUGCUUUUUUACCAGAUUCUGAAGCUCCAGGAGUUAUCCACUUUGACAAGGGAGAACGUUGGUCAAAUUCAUACAAAGGGUUUAAUCUGUUCCUGGUUGCCAUUCAUGAGCUAGGUCAUUCUCUGGGCCUGCGCCACUCUAGAAGUCAGAACUCUAUCAUGUAUCCUAGCUAUGUGUAUCAGGACCCUAGAACCUUCCACCUCGAUGUUGAUGACAUCCAAAGAAUCCAGCAACUGUAUGGUGUGUGCCUGCUGGAAGGGAGGGGGAUCUCGGCAGGAAGUUUCACUGGGAGUUUACUGUUUUCUUCUGUCCCCAUCAGGAAAAAGAUGUUCAUCUGAUAUGUCCUAGUGCUGGCACAGAAGAAUCAUUCAACCUGGCUUUUCGGUGGCUUCACUGAAGGAUCAAAGAACUCAAAGCACUGAAGCAGCCUUGGGGACUGCUUGAACUAGACUCUAAAGAGUCGAACCUAGGCAGGGCAGCUGAGUCACAACUCAGAACACUUCUGGGUCACAAUACAGAUGGUUUUUAAGAAUAAAAUUUUGUUCUUACAAUUU